CAGUGGCAGCGCAGACCGCGAAGCGUGAUCCAAUCGCCGGGCUCGGGGGGCGGGCGCUGCGCUCGAGCGCGCGGCGGGAGGAGAUGGCGGUGCGGCGGACGCUGCGGGAGCUGCUCCAGGACCGGGAGCUGUUCCAGGACCAGCAGCCCGUCGGGACCAUCGUGCUGGAGCGGGCAUCCUCCCCCACCGCUGCCGCCCGGAUACCGCCGCCGCCGCCGUCGCCGCCGUCUUCCUUGCCACCGGCCGCGGAGCCGGCGUCGCCGCCGCGGCGACAGGGUCCGCUGCCGGAGCUGUGCGCCGUGUUCCACUGCCGCGGCUGCUGGACGGUGCUGGGGGACUCGCUGCAGCUGUGCGCGCCGGAGGAGCCGCGGCUCGGCUUCCUCGCCUGCUUCAAAGUCACCGGUGAUGUGAUCUGGGAGGAUUCGCUCUUGAUCGGCCUCGAGGAACCGCUCCUGGGAUGUGCUUACAAUGCGUUAUCCUGUCGGUCAUGUGGCUUGUCUGUGGGCUUCAUCCUUCAUUCUGCCGCCAGUGACAUGGCGUAUCUCCGAGGCUUGUUCUGUUUCUUCAAGGACAGAAUCCUCUGUUAUCUCUUAGAAAACCAAAUGGUUAUAGAAGCUUCUAAGGUGGAUUUUCCUGCUGUGACCUUAAAGAAAGAAGUGCAGGAACUGAAAGAAAAGCUUGUGGAGUUCCACAUUCGCAUGGAAAUGCUGACGAACAAGCUGAAGGAACUUGAACAAAGUAAUUAUGUAACACAGUGGCAGAGCUCUGCAUCAGAUACAGAUGGCCUGCCACCAGGAUAUGCAGGAGUUAGGAUCAACUAGUAGCCAUUUUCAAAAACUGCUGGACUUGUUUCUGCAUCUCUGCAGAGUUUGUUCAUUGUGGUGAAAUAAUGCACCAGAUCAG
Empidonax traillii (willow flycatcher) is the source of this 903-nucleotide messenger RNA. It is a transcript of the gene OIP5, whose product is annotated as Opa interacting protein 5. Gene Ontology annotation, cellular component: nucleus; chromosome, centromeric region; chromatin. The record is from RefSeq and is a predicted model, not a curated record. NCBI's taxonomy places the organism in Eukaryota, Metazoa, Chordata, Aves, Passeriformes, Tyrannidae. The transcript has 5 exons. Gene Ontology annotation, biological process: CENP-A containing chromatin assembly; chromosome segregation. Bases 84 to 821 code for a protein of 245 amino acids.